Python bivittatus (Burmese python) is the source of this 1985-nucleotide messenger RNA. The record is from RefSeq and is a predicted model, not a curated record. Lineage: Eukaryota; Metazoa; Chordata; Lepidosauria; Squamata; Pythonidae.
AUGCGGGAGGUUUGUGCUGGUUGCAACACCCCAAUCUCAGAUCGCUUCCUGCUGCGGGUGAAUGAGCGCUCCUGGCACGAAGGCUGUGUGAAAUGCGCUGCUUGCCUCCAGCCUCUCUCGGGCACAUGCUAUUGUCGCAACAGGCAGCUCUACUGUAAGCACGACUAUGAAAAUUGCCCCAAUUCUGCCCCCCCCCUUUCUGUCAGGCUGUUCCAGACCAAAUGCAGCGGCUGCCUCAAAGCUGUGGCUCCUUCUGAAUUCAUCAUGCGGGUGCUAGAGAACGUCUACCAUGUCCACUGCUUCUCCUGCUGUGAGUGUGAGCGGCGGCUGCAGCGUGGGGAUGAGUUUGUCCUGAAGGAAGGGCAGCUGCUGUGCCGCAGCGACUAUGAGAAGGAGAGGGAGAUGCUCAGUGCCAUCAGCCCUGCGCCCACUGAGUCAGUGAAGAGUGAAGAUGAGGAUGGGAGCCACCCACAUGGCAAAGGAGGAGAGGAAGGCAAGGAUCACAAGCGCUCCAAACGCCCACGCACCAUCCUCACCACGCAGCAGCGGCGGGCAUUCAAGGCCUCCUUUGAAGUCUCCUCAAAGCCCUGCCGGAAGGUGAGAGAGACAUUAGCAGCUGAAACUGGUUUGACUGUCCGUGUAGUGCAGGUCUGGUUCCAGAAUCAAAGAGCCAAGAUGAAAAAGAUAGCCCGCCGGCAGCAGCAGCAGCAGCAACAGCAGCAACAGGAGCAAGAACAGCUGGGAAACCCCCGUCUAGGGACGGGGAGGGGAAAUGGACGCAGCAGCAGACAGAGCAAUGAGGACAGUGAAGAUAGCGCCAGCGUGCAUGGCAUAGAUGGGCUCAUGGUGCCCUACUCCAGGAUCGCACAGCAGCAGCUGCUUCCCUUGGAUCAGAACAGCUACAGCACAGACUUGUACCGGCAAGGACUCACCCCACCCCAGCUGCCAGGAGACCAUCUUCAUCCGUACGAUUCAGAAGGUGUUUUCCAUGACAUGGACAGCGACACCAUUGGCCACUUGGGUGAUUGCCUGCUGUCUGCGGCUGAAGCCAACCUCCUGCAAACUCGAGUGGGCAACCCUAUCGACAGGCUGUACUCCAUGCAAAACUCCUACUUCACCUCCUGACCUUUGGUUCUUCCACCUGAUAUGUGCCACUCUGGGUGUAGGAGGGGGUAAAUGGCAUGAAGGGGCAAGACCAAUCCAUUGGGAAGAACUGUUUGGACCCUGUAACACUAAUAAGGCAUGUGAGGCUGUCAGGCCUUUGCGUGCUUAUUCCUGGGCACUGAUAAUUGAACCAUGGAGGACCUUGCUACACUGCCUUUACCAUCCCCUCAGCCAAUGUCCUCUUGAUGGACAAUUUCAUAUUGUGUAGCUGUAUGUCUAGCACCGUGUUUUUUGUGUUUAAACUGCAGGGCAUUACACCUAGUUGAUACAUCAAGAACAGAGGCAGGAGGUCUAGCUCUUGAUAAGGUUUACAUACUUUGGGGAUACUUUUCCCAACUGUGUCUGUUUUUCUCAACUUUUAUUGACACAAAAAAUCCCCUUAUCUGGAAUGUGCUAAUGUACCAAUUAGACAUCAAGGAAACAAAUCCCCUAAAGAAAGUGUAUCACCUUUACUUCAACAGUAAAAACAUUUGUUUCUGUUAGGUCAUAUUCACUGCUAGGGCUUUCCACCUCCGAGAAUUCUGGGAUCUCUAGUUUGUUAAAGACAGUGAAGUUCUGAGCUCAGAACCCCUGCCUCCUCACAGAACUGCAAUUCGUAAGGUUCUUCUUGGAAAAGGAAAGAGUUUAUCAUUGAUAUAUAUGAUACUUACCUUCCCCCCAAUAGUUGAGAGGUUCUGUGGACUUCUGAGAUAUGGUCUAGAUUAAGGGCAGAUAGCAUGGGGACCUAUGGAUGUUGUUUGACUCUAAUCAGCUCCAAAGAACACGGCCAGUGAUUUGCUAUGAUGAAAGUUAGAGUUCAAGAACAUCUGGAAGACCAUAGA